Scophthalmus maximus (turbot) is the source of this 1260-nucleotide messenger RNA. Its product is annotated as msx2-interacting protein-like. Bases 363 to 785 code for a protein of 140 amino acids. The transcript has 3 exons. NCBI's taxonomy places the organism in Eukaryota, Metazoa, Chordata, Actinopteri, Pleuronectiformes, Scophthalmidae. Gene Ontology annotation, cellular component: nucleus. The record is from RefSeq and is a predicted model, not a curated record. Gene Ontology annotation, molecular function: RNA binding.
CCACGCCUGCGCGGUGUGCGCCUCUCAUUACAAGCGAAGUUGCUGCAUCUUUUUAGGAAGCUGCAUGCUUUCUUUCGACAUCCAAAGGUCGCAUGGUGUCAGGGACGCGCCUAGUCACGGGAACAGUCCGGAGCGCGUUCACGAGAGGUGCAAGAUCGCGCUUUAACAGUGAACAGUAUCAAGCAGCGUGCGGGGGAUCCAGCCCAAUGGUUUACAUGGGUCACAACGACCAGUCAAUGAUUUGCGCCGAGUGCAUUUCCCCCCCUCGUCCGGCAUUCAGUUUGCAAGCCUUCUCUGAUAUGCACGGGAGGAAACUGACAUAGCAAACUCAUCUGUAUGGUCGGGGAGCAGGAGCACACAGUAUGGUCCGGGAAACCAGACAUCUAUGGGUGGGAAAUUUACCCGAAAAUGUGCGAGAAGAGAAAAUCAUUGAGCACUUCAAGCGAUAUGGCCGUGUGGAGAGUGUCAAGGUCCUGCCCAAGCGGGGUUCAGAAGGUGGAGUCGCUGCCUUUGUGGAUUUUGUGGACAUUAAAAGUGCUCAGAAGGCUCACAAUGCUAUCAACAAGAUGGGGGACAGAGACCUGCGCACUGAUUACAAUGAACCAGGAACGAUCCCUAGUGCCGCGAGGGGGCUUGACGAUAGUCUGUCCUUAGGCUCUCGUGGCCGGGAUGUAUCAGGGUUCACAAGGGCGGCAGGGGGGGCCAUGUAUGCGCCCCCCACGUCGCUCCACAGCAGAGACGGACGCUAUGAACGCAGACUAGACGGGUUUGGACUCUACUUGUAAAGGAGAUCACGGAUCAACAACAGACACAAGCAUCCAAGAGCUUCAAAGAUGAAUGUUCUCCACCCUGGGAAGGAGCACCUUGCUACCGAGAACAAAAAUCUGGAUUACCAUUAAAAGACACAUUCCCAACCUGUCAUGCCACCCGUUCCACAAGAGGAGUUUGACUACGUUACUGCUGUGCACAGUGUGAUCGAACUGGAAUGUGCAGGACUACGCACAUAAAGAUGCAAGACUUAAUUUUCACAUCACUUCCAUAAUUGCCGUUGGGGAAUCAAUACUGCAGUAUUUACUGAAGAGGGACUCCUGGAUACCGUAUUAAUUUUACUGGACUCAAGUGCGUCACAGAUUUUUUAUUUCCCCCCACGUUUGGAUGGAUAUAUGGACUCAGAUAGACAUUUUCCAGCAUGCAAAAUAUCCUGACCUGGAUCCAUACAAGAACAAGAUUGUUUUUGUUAUUUUUUAAAUUAGAAAACGG